Messenger RNA from Orycteropus afer afer, 1461 nucleotides. RefSeq names its product translin associated factor X (gene TSNAX). The record is from RefSeq and is a predicted model, not a curated record. Lineage: Eukaryota; Metazoa; Chordata; Mammalia; Tubulidentata; Orycteropodidae. Gene Ontology annotation, molecular function: RNA endonuclease activity; sequence-specific DNA binding; RNA binding. Gene Ontology annotation, cellular component: nucleus; cytoplasm.
CACCUUCGGUUCUCCGUCACGCUCCAAGGCCUUCAGUCUCCGUUCAUCUUACUGUAGGCCGGGACGACAUGAGCAACAAAGAAGGAUCAGGAGGGUUCAGGAAAAGGAAGCACGACAAUUUCCCACAUAACCAAAGAAGAGAAGGGAAGGAUGUUAAUUCAUCUUCACCUGUGAUGUUGGCCUUCAAAUCUUUUCAGCAGGAACUUGAUGCAAGGCAUGACAAGUAUGAAAGACUUGUAAAACUUAGUCGGGAUAUAACUGUUGAAAGUAAAAGGACAAUUUUCCUCCUCCAUAGGAUUACAAGUGCUCCUGAUAUGGAAGAAAUACUGACUGAAUCAGAAAUUAAAUUGGAUGGUGUCCGACAAAAAAUAUUGCAGGUAGCCCAGGAGCUAUCAGGAGAAGACAUGCAUCAAUUCCAUCGAGCUAUUACUAUAGGGCUACAGGAAUAUGUGGAGGCUGUCUCUUUUCAGCACUUCAUCAAAACACGAUCACUAAUUAGUAUGGAUGAAAUUAAUAAAGAGUUGAUUUUUACAACAGAAGACAAUGGAAAAGAAAAUACAACACCCUCCUCUGAUGCACAGGAUAAGCAACUUGGUACAUGGAGCCUGAAAGUCACACCUGUUGAUUAUCUUCUGGGAGUGGCUGACUUAACUGGAGAAUUGAUGCGGAUGUGUAUUAACAGUGUGGGGAACGGGGACAUUGAUACUCCCUUUGAAGUGAGCCAGUUUUUACGUCAGGUUUAUGAUGGGUUUUCAUUUAUUGGCAACACUGGACCUUACGAGGUUUCUAAGAAGCUAUAUACCCUGAAACAAAGUCUAGCCAAAGUAGAAAAUGCUUGCUAUGCCUUGAAAGUCAGGGGUUCAGAAAUUCCAAAACAUAUGUUGGCAGAUGUGUUUUCAGUUAAAACAGAAAUGAUUGAUCAAGAAGAGGGUAUUUCUUAGAAUAGCAUUACUUAGUUAUUUUUCUCUUGAAAACUCCUAAGAGAGACCAAUUUGUAAGACUGUUAUUCAGUAUAUAAUUUGACUUUAUUGUGGCUUUUACGUAGAAAUGUUUUCAGUUGUACUUAUUUUAAAUUGUAUACAAGCUGUACAUAAAGUUAUCCAAAUGAAUCAUAUCUUAUUCAUAAAAAUUUGCAUUAAAAUGUUUGCAUAUAUGCCUAUUUGAAUUUUUGCUGGUUAACCGUCAUCACAUUUGUUUUUGUGACGUGAACAUGCUUCAGAGUACACUUUUUAUGCCAAACUUGUUUUAAUUUACCUUGUGUGAAUUUUGGAGUACUACUAUUUAGUGGAAGCCAUUUAUAAUUUAAAUUGGUGAUUUUGUUAUCUAUAGAAAGAUUUCUUAGAUACACAUCUUAACUUGAGCUUCCUGUUUAAAUUUCUUGGUAUUACUGUGCUACACUUCCAAAAUAGGCUUACUUAAAAAAACUUAAAAAUUAUUAAAAUAUUCUUUAAAUAUAAGUUU